AUAGAUUUGAACUUGAACCGUUCUUGUAUUAUUAUGUAUAUAUGUAUGCGCAUAGUAUAUGAAAACAACAUCGUUUAUAAUUAAAUUACCUCUAGAAGAAUUUGCACGAGCUUUUUAUAAAUUGAAAUGGGUAAAGGCAAGGGAGGAAAGGGCGCUGCUGGUGGUGCUCCACCAGCCCCUGCCGCAGACAAAAAAACAACUGGUGGUGUUAAAGGAGUCGAUCAAAAGGCUGGUAGUAAAGAUACAGCUCCAAAAGGAGGGAAAAAAGGUGGAAAAAAGUGAGAUAAUGAUCCGUGUACCUUCGUUUAUUCAUAUUGAUAAUAUAAUAUAAUGCGUAUAUUUGUGUAUUUAUAAGAAUUGCGAAAUAUAAAUUUUGUUUUGUUCGACUUUUUUUGGCAAGAAAUUGUAAAUUUAGGAAAUAUUUAAGUAUGAUUGUUGGUGUUUUCUGUUAUUAGUGUUAUUAUUACUUCUAUUCCUUAAUUAUUGAUUGUUGCCGGUCAGUCGCAUGGUAAGUUCAGAAAAACGUCCUUGUGAAUCAUUUAAGAUUAACUCCAGCCACAAAUUACAAAUUACAUCAAAUUACUACUUCAACCAUGAAAAAAAUUGUGUCAGCUGACUUUGUUUACAGAUCUGUAAUCUGUAAUGGUCCUGCAUAGUGAUUUGAUUACCGAUAGAUUAGUGAUUUUGAAAUUUGCUGGUGUCGGCACCGUUGCCACCGUUUAGUAAUUGUGUACUGUAGGUCAAAAUUCAGUUUAUAUUUUUUUCUCGAGUAGUUUGUUGUCGAGGAGAAUAAGAUACCUAUAAUUAAAGUAAUGGAAAAUUAAUCGUAAAAAUCCACAAAAGAAGCCUUAAAAAGUGUAACUGAACAUGACAGCGUUAUUAUAACCUAAACAAUAACAUAACCUUUGCGAACAGAGAAAGUUUCUCCGAUUCGAAUACGAAAAUGCCGAUUUCGAGCAGUUUCCACGCUUUCCUGGGAGCCGCAGUUUUAGGAGUCCUAAGCGCUGCCGGCUUGUACCUUGUGGAACACUACAGGCACGAGAAGUGCAGACAUGCAAUGGCUAGAGACCUGGCUCGUUUGGAUCACGAGCUGUCUCAAGUGAAGAAGGAACUAGACCAGCUCCUGACAAAAAAGAAAGAGAAACCACAUAAACCUAGGAAAACACGGCAAGUGAGCAAGGCGAAUUCUAUUCUAUCCACCACUACAGACGAUUAUCUAAGCGGCAGCAACGUGGACAGCUCCGACUUGGAAUUUUACGAUCUGAGCGAUAACGAAGAUGUGCCAAAUACUAGCAGUACUAUCCUAGAAAUUGUUAUCUCUGAAAUAGACAGGAAGUUAGAUGGUGGUACACUGUCGGAAUUGGAGAAAACUCUAGAAAAACUGGAAGAUCUGUGCGUAGAAUACCCGGAAAACCCAGAACUGCUGUGGCGGAUAGGCAAAGCGCAUCAGAAAAUAUCCGAUAAGAGCGACGACACCGAUUUUAUACGGGAACACGUCACCAAAGGUAUCCAGGCAUGCGCUACGGCCUUGGACCUCAAAUCGGACGAUGCUGAGAUCCACAAGUGGUACGCCAUACUGAUCGGCUCAAGGAGCGAUUUCGUCUCCUUGCAGGAGAAGAUAAGUGACGGGCAUUUGUUUAAGAAACAUGUCGACGAGGCGAUUGCUUUAAAUCCUCAGGAUCCCGCUCUCCAUCACAUGCUCGGCAGGUUCGACUACGAAGUCGCGGGACUGAAAUGGUACGAGAGGAAAGUGGCCGCCGCCCUGUUCGCCGAGCCCCCCAACGCCACGUACGCGGAAGCCCUGUCGCACUUCAUGAAGGCGGAGAAACUGGCGCAUUUCGAAUGGAAGGAGAACAAGCUGAUGAUCGCCAAGUGUAAGAUAACGAGCGGGGACUACCAGGAGGCGGUCGAGUGGCUGGAGCGGGCGAACGGUUGCAAGCAAGGCGACGGCUUGGAUGAUAAGGUGGAUUCGGAGGUGAAAGUUCUCUUAGAGAAGUACAACAGUUAUAGAUAGUUAUUAAUGGGUGUUAUUUAUUUUUUUAUAUCGUUUGUUGUCGGUAGUAUUGUUGUGUUUGUCGGUUGGCGCGUAUACGUCGCUGGGUUACUUUUUAUCUAUUGUAUUCAAUUUGAUUUUAGCACGUUUUAUAUAUUUAACACAUUAAUAUUUUAAACUAGUUCAAAAAUAUGAAUUCGUUGUGUCCAGAUUCUAUUUGUUGCGAAUUUUGUCCUGAAAUUAGCAAACGAAAUUUUUUUAACUGUCCAAUUUUUUUAACUGCCUCGUAGCUCGUAUUUUCCAAACAAAUGAAUAUUUUCUGAAUUUUUGCCGUUGGAUACAUUCCCGAUAACACUUGGGACACUGGAGAAUACGGUUACGUUUUAUUUGUAGAAGUUAGGAAAGACUGAUCCUUUAAAAGUUCAAAGCCAAGUGUUUUACGUAAUUCGUGACGUCCUUGAUUGGCCGGCACUUCAUUCCGUAGGAUUAUUUUUAGAAGCCGGCACCAAUUUUUACAAUUGUUAUGACAUGCAAUACUUAAAUAUGUUGCGAGUCAAGGGGAAUUUUACAUGCUUCUACCGUGAACAAAGUUCGUUAACUGGAAUAUCGAAUGGCCAUUAAAUAGUGUCUACUCUUCUUGUUUGUUAAUAUACACACUGUAUAUUUGUAGAUUUAGUCCGAAAAUUGUCUUCAGUGCAAUAUUUGAACAGUUUGUUGAGAAAUUCCAGGACCGGUCUUAAAAAAUUUAAUUAGAAGAGUUUGUAUCAAAAAAUUCACCCUGUAUACGAUUUUCUUUUAAUGUAACUAGAAAUUUUAAAAGUAGACAAAUGGGUAAUGAAUCUAAAUCUGCAAAUGACCCUGUAUAUCAAUAAAGAAGAAAAGUAGACACUUUUUAAUUUUAAUGGCUUAAUGACUUCACGGUAGAAGUUUGUAAAAGUCCUCAUGACUUACCCUGUACAUUUAGUUGGUUACUCCAUUGGUUAAAUUUAUUGAAAUAAUAUUGGAAAAAUUAAUAUACAUGAUUAUAAUUAUAGUAAUAAUGCAAUAAUUGUCCAAUAAAGGUUAUGGUUAUCGAAA
Anoplophora glabripennis (Asian longhorned beetle) is the source of this 3070-nucleotide messenger RNA. Its product is annotated as regulator of microtubule dynamics protein 2. NCBI's taxonomy places the organism in Eukaryota, Metazoa, Arthropoda, Insecta, Coleoptera, Cerambycidae. The transcript is spliced from 8 exons. The record is from RefSeq and is a predicted model, not a curated record. Bases 944 to 2014 code for a protein of 356 amino acids. Gene Ontology annotation, molecular function: microtubule binding. Gene Ontology annotation, cellular component: cytoplasm; mitotic spindle pole; spindle microtubule.